Molecule: messenger RNA, 411 nt
Organism: Rotaria sp. Silwood1
Lineage: Eukaryota; Metazoa; Rotifera; Eurotatoria; Philodinida; Philodinidae
Source: the annotation of a GenBank genome assembly
AUGAAUACUGAUCUUUCUGUACUUAAUCAAGACGAUGUAAAAACAUUUGUUAACUUGGCAUUAGAUCCACCGUUUUCUCUUUCAAUGCUUGAUUUUGCAAAUUGUGUCGAUAAUGCUCUACCUUCAUUAUUACCUGAUCGUAUGAAGCAUAUUGCCGAAAUCGUUCACCAAGCAUUUGGAGUUUAUGUAGAACCAUAUCGACUAAUGGAUAAACUUAGUGGGAUGAAACAAAAAACAAUCGAGGGUAGUUAUAUCUUCAAACACAACAAAAAUUUAAAGGAAGAAUUAUUAAAAUAUUCGUCGAAUACAUUACAUUUUUCAAAACUACCAAAAUCAACACCUUUCUGUUUACCAAUUUGCAUCGAACCUGUCUCGAGUCAGUGUCCACAGUACGUUGAUUCUUUUCUCUGA